Molecule: messenger RNA, 2856 nt
Organism: Caenorhabditis bovis
Lineage: Eukaryota; Metazoa; Nematoda; Chromadorea; Rhabditida; Rhabditidae
Source: the annotation of a GenBank genome assembly
AUGCCAGUCGGAAAGCGAGGCCUAGUCGCUCCGCAAAACACUUUUCUUGAAAAUGUUAUUCGACGGUGCAAUAAUGCUGACACUUCUUUCAUACUGGCAAAUGCGCAAGUCGUUGACUAUCCUAUAGUUUAUUGUAAUGACGGAUUCUCGAAGUUGGUCGGGUAUUCGCGAGCCGAGAUUAUGCAAAAACCAUGCUCAUUGGCGUUUAUGCAUGGCGAGCACGGAGAGUCGGGAAGUCUGCAGAAGAUUCAGGAUGCGCUGGAUAAUGCAAGAACAGAGCAGGCUGAAAUUGGGCUUUCCAAAAAGAACAAAACUCCCAUAUGGCUUCUAGUUCAUUUGUCUCCAAUUAAAAACGACAAGGACAAUGUUGUUUUGUACCUGUGUCAAUUCAAGGACAUCACUCCCCUCAAACAGCCUCUGGAUGAUGAAAACAACAAAGGAUUAUCGAGAAUUUUACAAAUUGCGCGAAUUGCUAAAUCAAAACAGCAAUUCAAUCAGAUUGAGACGAAGGAUCUACACAAAGCGAGCGGAAACACAUCGAGUAACUUCAAUCAGGUGAUGAAUCUCGGCGGGGACAUGCUGCCGCAAUAUCGACAAGAAACGCCCAAGACCUCGCCGCACAUCAUUUUACAUUACUCUUCGUUCAAAACCAUUUGGGAUUGGUCGAUAUUAGCACUUACCUUCUAUACAGCCUUCAUGGUGCCUUUCAAUAUCGCCUUCAAAAAUAGCCUCAGGCCGUUCUACUUGAUCAGGGAAAACACGGGCGGUGGCAUCGACUCAGUGGCUCUGAUGGACUCUAUCGUUGAUGUCAUCUUUUUCGCAGACAUUCUUCUUAAUUUUCAUACUACUUUUGUCGGACCUGGUGGCGAGGUCGUCAUAGAGCCAUCAGUCAUUAGACAGAAUUAUUUAAAGUCAUGGUUCCUCAUAGAUCUUCUAUCUUGCCUACCCUAUGAUAUUUUUUAUAUGUUCAAACGAGACGACGAGCGAAUCGGAAGCCUCUUCUCUGCGCUCAAAGUUGUCAGACUCCUCAGAUUGGGACGUGUGGCUCGAAAAUUGGAUAAUUACCUCGAAUAUGGUGCAGCAACUCUUCUGCUGUUAUUAUGCGCUUAUGUCAUUGUGGCUCACUGGUUAGCAUGUGUUUGGUUUUGGAUUGGAGAUUCGGAAGUCCGAUUAAAGAUGGAUAACCCUGGAUUACCUGAUGGGUGGCUUUGGAAGCUUUCAAAUGACCUUCGACAACCAUAUAAUGUAACUAUGUCAAAUAGGUCAACUCUUGUUGGAGGACCCUCAAGAACUUCCGCCUAUAUUUCUUCACUUUAUUACACAAUGAGUUGUAUGUCGACUGUAGGCUUCGGAAAUAUUGCCAGCACCACGGACAACGAAAAAAUCUUCGGAGUUUGUAUGAUGAUCAUUUCUGCGUUGUUAUAUGCUGCCAUCUUUGGCCACAUGACUACUAUUAUCCAGCAAAUGACGAGCAGUACAGUCAGAUAUCACGAGAUGAUCAGCAAUGUUCGGGAGUUCAUCAAACUGCAAGAAAUACCAAAAGAGCUCGCCGAACGUGUAAUGGAUUAUGUUGUAUCGACUUGGGCAAUGACGAAGGGCAUCGAUACCUCGAAAGUGUUAGGAUAUUGUCCGAAAGACAUGAAAGCGGACAUUUGUGUGCAUUUAAAUCGCAAGGUGUUCAAUGAGCACAGCUGCUUUCGUUUGGCUUCCGACGGAUGUUUGAGGUCUCUCGCGAUGUAUCUUGAGCUGAAUCACGCAGCACCUGGAGACUUGUUGUACCACACCGGCGAAUCUGUGGAUGCUCUGUGGUUUGUCGUAUCCGGCUCAUUGGAAGUGAUACAAGACGAAGAAGUUGUUGCAAUAUUGGGCAAAGGCGAUGUUUUCGGAGACGAGUUUUGGAAGAAUAACGGAGUCACCGGACAAUCCGCUGCGAAUGUUCGAGCUCUGACUUAUUCCGACUUGCAUAUGAUCAAAAAGAACAAAUUGAUGGAUGUUCUCGAUUUCUACAAAGCAUUCGCGAAUUCGUUUGCUCGAAACAUGACUCUAACAUAUAAUCUAACGCAUCGGAUGAAAUUCCGUAAAGUGGCCGAUGUCAAACGGGAAAAAGAGCUUGACGCGAAAAGAAAAAAUGAAAAACUGACGUUACCUCCUGAUCAUCCUGUUCGAAAACUAUUGUUUCGUAUGAGAGAACGUCACGGUCUACGAAUAUUCCCAAGUCCGAUGUUUGCCGAUAUCGAAAAGGGAUUGAAGAAGUCGUCGGAGAUUUCGAGAAUAUCUUCUCUACAUUCAAUGCUGGAUGAGACGAAUGGAAAUGGCUCGAAAUCUCCAAGAUGCAAACAGAAGAGACCUCCGUUAUUGAAACGGCAAACUGUUGAUGAAGACGCAUUCUCGCGAACCAGCUGGGGAAUGGAUAAAAAGGAUCGCGAAUGGAGUUCAUUAUCGAAUAUCCGAACGGAGAUGAAAUCGAAAUUCGAAAUAAUCGGAGAGCGACUAGGUGCUAUUGAGCAAGUCAAUAAUCGCUUAGCGAAUAUUGAAAAGAUUCUAGCUUUAAAUGCAGGAGUUGCCACUCCAUCAACAAUUCCUGCCGGAUCAUUUACGAAUCUCAACGAGUCCAAUAAUCGGUUAAGCAUUGAUACCCAGCCUGUAGCGAGAAGUGUUUCCUGGAGUGAGCAACACCAACAGCAAUGGCAAAGAACUGUUCCACCAUUGCGAGAAUUGGAGUCUGGAGAAUGGAAACCCGAAACUUCCUCGGAUGGUACAUCAUCGACAUCCCCACCGAUUGCUGCGGUGCCAGCCAUUCAGAUUGAGCAGGAGGAAGACUCGGACAGGCAUCCCCUAACGCGCACUAGGAUAUGA